This is a messenger RNA of Neltuma alba, 2006 nucleotides long. RefSeq names its product BTB/POZ domain-containing protein At5g66560-like. Bases 21 to 1988 code for a protein of 655 amino acids. The transcript is spliced from 4 exons. NCBI's taxonomy places the organism in Eukaryota, Viridiplantae, Streptophyta, Magnoliopsida, Fabales, Fabaceae. The record is from RefSeq and is a predicted model, not a curated record. Gene Ontology annotation, molecular function: protein binding.
AAUACGAUUUUCCUGAGAAAAUGACAGCAUCUGAAAAGCCCAGCACCAAAGGACAAGCAUGGUUCUGCACCACCGGAUUGCCAAGCGACAUUGUGGUAGAAGUGGAAGACAUGACCUUCCAUCUUCACAAGUUCCCUCUGAUGUCAAAAAGUCGAAAGAUUCACGACCUGAUUACAGAGCAAGAAACGAAUCAUUCCUCUGCUGCUAGAAUCCAACCUGCUGGCACAGAAACACAAUCUGUCCCCGAGGAAAUUGAGGAAGACGACGAAAUUGCUGAAGAACACUGUCAUAUAACAUUUGCAGACUUUCCCGGCGGCUCCGAGACCUUCGAGAUAGCUGCCAAGUUCUGCUACGGUGUCAAAAUCGACUUAUCCUCUUCCAAUGUGGUCUCUCUCCGCUGCGCUGGUGAGUUUCUUGAGAUGACAGAAGAGUACUCUGAAGAUAACCUCAUCUCCAAGACCGAGAAGUUUUUCUCUCAGUUUGUCCUCAAAAGCAUCAAGGACUCCAUUAGAGCGCUCAAGUCCUGUGAGAGAUUGAUGCCUCUGGCGGAGACAUUAGGCAUUACGCAGAUGUGUAUAGAUUCCGUUGUUGCCAGCGCCUCGUCAUCGGAUCCGGCAUUGAUUGGUUGGCCGCUGAGUGAUCCCGGAGCCAACGACGCAACAACUCGAGGUUCUGACUCGAAGCAGAUCUUGUGGAAUGCGAUUGGGACUGGUGGAAAGAGAAAAGGCGUAAGCAGAGGCGUUACAAGAGGAGACUCAUGGCUUGAGGAUCUGGCGCGCCUGAGUUUUCCUGUUUUCAAGCAACUCAUUCUGGCCCUGAAAAAUACGGAUACGAGACCGGAGGUAAUAGAGUGUUGUCUUCUGUAUUACGCAAAGAAACACAUUCCUGGUGUAUCAAGGUCGAGCCGGAAGUCCUUAACCUCAUCUUCGACGGCAGUUUCAGAGGCUCAACAGAAAGGGUUGCUGGAGACUAUAAUAUUGAAUCUUCCAUUGAAGAGUAGGUCCAAGUCCUCCGCAGCAACGAGGUUUCUGUUCGGAUUAUUGCGAACAGCCAAUAUAUUGAACGCAUCCGAAGUUUGCAGAGAUACAUUGGAGAAGAAGAUAGGUUCACAGCUAGAGGAAGCGACGCUGGACGACCUUCUCAUACCCAACUACUCGCAUUUGAACGAAACACUAUACGACGUAGAUUGUGUGGAGAGAAUGUUAGGUCAUUUCUUAGAGGGUUUAGAAGAAAGAAACGAUGCCGCAACAAUUGACGGCAGGUCGCCGACGUUAACGUUUGUGGGUAAACAAAUCGACGGCUAUCUUUCCGAGAUAGCUUCCGAUGCAAAUCUCAAACCAGAAAGGUUCUACAACUUCGCUCACUCUCUUCCCGAACAAGCCCGACUCUUCGACGAUGGUCUCUACCGUGCCAUAGAUAUCUAUCUCAAGGCACACCCACGGACAUCAGAAGCAGAACGCGAAAGGAUUUGCGGGUUGCUGGACUGUCAGAAGCUAACACUAGAGGCGUGCACGCACGCAGCGCAGAACGAAAGGCUCCCAUUGAGAGCAGUGAUCCAAGUACUGUUCUUCGAGCAGCUUCAGCUCCGGCACGCGGUGGCGGGGUCGUUCAUGUCAGCGGAAGCGGCGAUCGACGGCGGGAGGCCAUCUGGGGGCGGGAUGGAAGAGGAAGCACGUGAGAAGGAGGGGAGCGGCACGUGGAGCGUAGCGGAGAGAGAGAAUCAGGUGCUGCGGCUGGACAUGGAUAGCAUGAGGACGCGGGUGCAUCAGCUGGAGCGGGAGUGCUCCACCAUGAGGAAAGUGAUCGCGAAGAUUGACAACAAGGCGGGCCCACAAGGAGGCAGAGGCUGGAGGGCAUCCCUGGGGAAAAAGUUCGGGUGCAAAUUCAAAACGCAGGUUUGUGACUCCCGCGAACAGGCAGUGGUUGACACACGCAAGGGACGACCCCAUCAACACCAACCCCCCCAUGCCCAUGCCCAUAAUGAAUAACCUGCUGCUUAACGUCAC